AUGCCACCUCGAGGACGACCGAUUCACCAGUACCACCUCGAGGACACACGGUCACCAGUACCACCUCGAGGACACACGGUCACCAGUACCACCUCGAGGACAACCGGUCACCAGUACCACCUCGAGGACACACGGUCACCAGUACCACCUCGAGGACACACGGUCACCAGUACCACCACGAGGACAGCUGGGUUGAGUCACCGCCACUCAUCACCAGGUCACGUCACCGCCACUCAGUCACCAGCUCACCGCCACUCAGUCACCAGGUCACUAGUCACCGCCACUGUCACCAGGUCACUAGUCACCGCCACCAGUCACCAGCCCCGCCACCAGUCACCAGGCCACCAGCCCGCCCACCAGUCCCGCCACCAGCCCAGCCACCAGUCACCAGGUCACCACCGCCACCAGCCACCAGGUCACCACCGUCACCAGCUCCACCGCCACCAGCCCACCAGUCACCAGUCACCGCCACUCAGUCACCAGGCCUCAGCCUCCACCGCCACCAGUCACCAGGUCACCAGUCACCGCCACCAGCCACCAGGUCACCAGUCACCGCCACCAGCUCACGGCUCACCAGUCACCGUCACUAGUCACCGCCACCAGUCACCACAGUCACCAGGUCACCAGCCCAUCACCGCCACUAGUCACAGGUCACCAGUCACCGCCACCACCAGUCACCGCCACCAGUCACCACCCAGUCACCAGGCUCAGCACCUCAGCCCACCAGCCAGCUCACCAGGCUCACCAGGUCACCAGUCACGCCACCAGUCACGCCACCAGUCACCAGGUCACCAGUCACCGCCACCAGUCACCAGGUCACCAGUCACCGCCAAGCUCACCAGGCCACCCGCCACCAGUCACCAGUCACCGCCACUGGUCACCAGGUCACCAGUCACCGCCACCAGUCACCAGGUCACUAGUCACCGCCACCAGCUCACCAGGUCACUAGCACCGCCACUAGUCACCAGGUCACCAGUCACCGCCACCAGUCACCAGGUCACUAGUCACCGCCACCAGUCACCAGGUCACCAGUCACGCCACCAGUCACCAGGUCACUAG
Messenger RNA from Homarus americanus (American lobster), 1059 nucleotides. RefSeq names its product extensin-3-like. NCBI's taxonomy places the organism in Eukaryota, Metazoa, Arthropoda, Malacostraca, Decapoda, Nephropidae. Bases 1 to 1059 code for a protein of 352 amino acids. The record is from RefSeq and is a predicted model, not a curated record. The transcript has 3 exons.